Messenger RNA from Python bivittatus (Burmese python), 802 nucleotides. The record is from RefSeq and is a predicted model, not a curated record. Lineage: Eukaryota; Metazoa; Chordata; Lepidosauria; Squamata; Pythonidae.
CGACACUUAAAAUGGCUGCCUCCGUGAGAUUAGCGUGCCGUUUCAGUGCCGGGACGGCUACUUAGAGUUUCCACCCGCCGACUUCAAGGAGUUUAUGAAGCGGUAGUAGCCCUAACUAGUCUGCUCUGUGGUAGACGGAGAAGAUUCCAAGAAGGAGCGGGGCGGAACGUGAGGCACGCAUAAAUAUGAGAGGUAGAGUGGAGAAAAGCAGGAGCUAGUAGGAGGUUGGAGUAGGACUUGAUACUCUGAAGGUGUAGGCAGAGGGCGGAUGAUCAAAACUGUAGCGGGUCCUGCUUGUGCAUUGUACAGGUACAAUUUGGAGACAGCCAGGUAGCAGCAAGGGCCGCAUUGGUGACUUUGGCUUCUUGGAAGUGAUGAUGCGCCCCGUGUUGCUGUCGCCUUGUGCUAAAAGUUGCUCCCGGAUACUUGCCCGCUUCUGGGCCGAAGGAGGGGGAAAGCCCGGGCGGCGGCAACGCCUCUUCUUUGCCUCUCCGUCGCCUUCUUCGGCUUCCCAUUGGAGCAAAGUGGUUUCGGAGGCCGAGAAGAUUGUGGGCUACCCGACCUCUUUCAUGAGCCUCCGGUGCCUCCUGAGCGACGAGCUGAGCAACAUCGCCAUGCAGGUGCGCAAAUUGGUGGGAACCAAGCACCCAUUGCUUGAUACGGCCAGGGGCUUUGUGUCUGAUAGCAGAAACAAUUUGCAGAUGAGAGGCCUGGUGAUUUUACUUGUGUCUAAGGCUGCUGGCCCCAACUUAUCAACAGAAAGCUCCAUUCAGAAUGACAUUGUCAGUGGGAUAUAUUCCAG